AUGGAACAUGCAGUCAUGGGACCGGCUCCUGUGCCGAAGCAGUUCGUGUUGUGUUUUGACGGUACUGGCAACAAAUUUGCGGGAGAUGAAUCGGACAGCAAUGUGCUCAAGAUCUUUCGGAUGCUAGAUCGCAGUAAAAGCCACCAGUUCCACUACUACCAGCCGGGUAUUGGAACCUACGUGACCUCAAAAGGGUUUUCCAACACUGGCCGAUUCCAUCGGAUCAGGUCUGCCUAUCUGAAGGCCAAGGACUCCGCCAUCGGUUCCUCGUUCGAUGAGCAUGUCAUGGGUGGAUAUAAGUUCCUGAUGCGAUAUUACACCCCUGGCGAUGAAAUUUAUUUUAUUGGAUUUAGUCGAGGUUCCUAUAUUGCGCGCUUCUUGGCCGAAAUGCUCGACUUUAUCGGCUUACUCGAGGCCGGAAACGAGGAGCUUACUCGGUUCGCCUGGAAGACCUUCGCCAAAUGGCAGCAACGCCGGGGCGACACGCCAGAGGAAGUUGAAGAGAAGAGGAAGAUCUUCAAAUAUAUGAAGGCAUUCCGUGAAACCUUCAGUCGUCCAGUCACUCGUAUCAGGUUCAUGGGUCUUUUCGAUACUGUCAACAGUGUACCACGGUUCGAGUCUGCUUGGAUGCAGAGAAGCAAAUUCCCGUAUACUGCUCGCAGUUCCGCAAGGGUCAUUCGACACGCCGUUGGAAUCGAUGAGCGCCGGGCCAAAUUCCGGCAAGAUCUGAUCUCGGGGGCAAGACCCUGGGUCGAUAAAAAGCCAAAGAAGCAUGAUCUUUGGCCGCUUCAUCUGCACGAUCUGCAGCAUCAUCUUCACCUCGGAGGAGAAAAGCCCGAGGAAGUGCCUUCCAUCGUUGUGAACGACGGUACCAGUGGGCAGAAUAACACGAACAAUACCGCACCAGAACAGGGCCAGGGAGAUGCCGAGUCGUUUUACCGCGUUUCACACAGAUUGCAUCAUGAAAACAAUCGAUACCGCGCACCUUCACCCUCCAAGAGUCGGAAACCCAGUUUGGCUGUCCCACUUCCGACUGCAUCCACCGAGGAUUUAACCUCUAUUAAAAGUGGACAUUCGGGGAUCUCCCUUCAAAUCCCUGGUGCAGCCAGUGAUGAGGACGAUGAUGACGAAGUUGGCCAAGACGUCCAAGAGGUGUGGUUCCCCGGCUGCCAUGCUGACAUUGGUGGCGGUUGGGGGCUCAGUAAAGACGAAGAUUGGUCACUCAGCCACGCGCCUUUGGUCUGGAUGGUGCAGGAAGCGCAGCGUGCAGGCCUUCAAUUCGACACUGAAAAGCUUAAGCAGUUCGAGUGUUGCGAAGAAUUCGAUGGCCAGUACUCCCCCGUUCGGGGAAGAUUCUUCCAUAACCGUCAUGCCCACAGGUCAACUCAUCACCACGAUCAUCUCAGCCCCGAACAGGCAAACACUGAGCGGGAGGCCUUUGACCUGGCUUUCAAUGGUGGGGACGAAAAACAGCAGUCUCCUUCGAGUUACAACUACCAUAAAGCCCUUGAACUUGCCAGCACCAAGGGAUUGAUACAUGACUGUCUGUCGUUCAACAAUGGCUUGCCGCCUUUGUCCGUGAUUACAUGGCGGUUGAUGGAGUAUCUUCCGUUCCGUCGAAUGGACCUGCAGUCAGAUGGGUCCUGGAAGCCAAUCAGAUGGCCGCUUCCGUGUGGCGAAGUGCGUGAUAUCCCCGCUGAUGCUCAAAUUCAUGUCUCUGCCAUUCGCCGUAUGGAGGCCGAUCAAAAUUACCGCCCAGGUAAUCUGAUUGUCGGAGGAGGUGGACGAGGUAUCAGGGUCGCCCCUCCGGAGUAUGGAAUUGGAGAAUGGACAAUCAAGGCUCACCCAGGAGAUCCUGUGAAGCAGGUUUAUGUGCGAACUCACCCGCCAAAUUUGUGCAAGGAUGAUGACCACCAGUAA
Aspergillus wentii DTO 134E9 is the source of this 1920-nucleotide messenger RNA. Its product is annotated as T6SS phospholipase effector Tle1-like catalytic domain-containing protein. The record is from RefSeq and is a predicted model, not a curated record. Bases 1 to 1920 code for a protein of 639 amino acids. The transcript has 2 exons. NCBI's taxonomy places the organism in Eukaryota, Fungi, Ascomycota, Eurotiomycetes, Eurotiales, Aspergillaceae.